AUGGCAGCUCGCGAGUCCCAGGCGGUGGAAGGGACGCGAUGCCCAGCAACGGGGGAUCGUAAACAGUCGUACAAACGAGGACGGCCGGGUACCCGACGAUUGACCAAGUCGGCCAUGCUGCUCUCGAUACUCGCCACGGUGCCUACGGCUCUCGCUCAGGAGAAGUGCAUUUCGCUUUCGGGCUCCAAGGCCUGCCCGGCCUUUAAUCUUUCAUCGGUAUCAGUCACUGGCGGUGUGGCAGACUUAUUCCCAUUCUUAAAGACAGUUACAGACACCGCUUCUUUCGAUCAGAAAUUACUUUCGCAUGUGAAAACAUCUUAUGUACAGCAGAAAUAUAAAACUCUCCUGGGAUGCUCUAAUAUCGACCUUACCAAUACAACUGAGCUUUACGCACGCUUUACCACUUCAGUACUGUGUAAUGCGAUAAUACAGAACUCCAAAGACAACUGCAAACUCACCGCAGACCGGUUGGAGCCACUGUGUGCUGAUGCAUGCAGUCAACAAGCCUUAAGUGAAGGAAGGAUCAUUAACGAUGCUAACCUGUGUACAACCUCUGGGUUUGAUCCUAACCAGCAGGUGGCACAGGUCCGUGCAGAUUUUAUCACCUGUUCGUUGCCGGCAAAUUCACUGAACAGUGGAAAAUGCAUUAAUGGCAUGGACAACGAGCCAGAUAACUGUGGUUUCGGAACAAGCACAGUUGGAUUGUGCGGGUACUGUGGGGCCGGUGGCCAGAAUUCGACAGACACCUGCUGCUACAACUCUCGGGCGGAAUCCGUGUGUGUUGGCGUUGUCCUGCCCAACAUCACGAAGUCAAUUACUCUGCCAUCUUCAUCUGCGGGAUCAUCGUCGACAGCUUUCACAACACCAACAACACCCCCACCAGCAGCCAAUGCCUCUGGUGGUUCCAAAAAACUCUCAGGAGGUGCCAUUGCGGGUAUCGUCAUCGGUGUAAUCGCUGGUCUCGCUGUCAUUAUCGGCCUUGUCCUGUUUUGUCUGAGACGCAAACGAGGUGGAAGCCAGAAUGGUAGCGUCUUCAACCAGCCCAGCCCGCCUCGCAAGGGUGCCAGUAUGGUCCAGGCUCCAGGAUCUGGCCGCUCUGGCCCUCAACCACCUGCAGGCUUUGAAGUGCUUCCAGGUGGUCGCAUUGCUCGCAUGUCAGCCUUGGAAGGUGGUCACUCGGAAUCUCCUACUAGGGGCAGUUCUAUCGUUGGUGGUAGUGCUGCUGGUGCGGCCGCAGGGUAUGCUCGUGGCAGAAGACACGGUGGAUCCUCAUCCAGUGAGUAUGGCGGGAGCCCACAUUCCGACCAACGCAGAGUAGUUCUUUGCCCCCCACCUGCUGGACGCCGAAACGGGUCGCUCUCGAGCGGCUCAGCCCUUGGAGAAGACCCUACGUCUCCUAUGUACGGCAGUGGAAAUGAGCUGUCCUCGCCCCAUGGCAUUGCAAGCCAGCAGUCAGAGCAGCUGGCAUUCUUCAAAGACUACUACUCUCAAGAUGAGAUUCAUCCCGGUGAUAAGGUGUCGACCCUGUGGGCGUACCAACCCCGCGCAGGCGAUGAGUUCAUGCUUGAGAGAGGCGACAUGCUCAAGGUUGUUGGAAUUUGGGAUGAUGGUUGGGCAACCGGUGUGAUUGUGGAUGAGAGGGCCGAAGAGUGGGAUGCACAGAGGAAUGCCCAGCGCGACAGCGGCGUCUCGAAUACCUCGGGACGUGUGGACCCAGCGCCAACCGUCAACGGCGAAAUCAAGGCAUUCCCACUAGUCUGUGUCUGCCUGCCAGAGCACUGGAAGAAGACGAUUGAGGGAGACGGAUCGACUGAGACAAACUCAAGCGCUGCAGCACACCCGUAA
This is a messenger RNA of Pseudogymnoascus destructans, 1845 nucleotides long. RefSeq lists its product as uncharacterized. NCBI's taxonomy places the organism in Eukaryota, Fungi, Ascomycota, Leotiomycetes, Thelebolales, Thelebolaceae. The record is from RefSeq and is a predicted model, not a curated record. The transcript is spliced from 4 exons. Gene Ontology annotation, molecular function: protein binding. The coding region runs from base 1 to 1845 and encodes 614 amino acids.